This is a messenger RNA of Oppiella nova, 294 nucleotides long. NCBI's taxonomy places the organism in Eukaryota, Metazoa, Arthropoda, Arachnida, Sarcoptiformes, Oppiidae. The record is from the annotation of a GenBank genome assembly.
AUGGAAGAAGUGGACAAAAUAGUGAUCCAACAGUUUGAAAUCGACGACGAGAUAACGGGUAUCAAAGACCUCGAAGUCUAUCAGAUCAUGUCAUGUGUUUGCCAUUGCAUUCAUCUGAUUGAUCCAAACAAUAGCAAUGAAUUAGGUGUCAAACAGAUCAACGAGUCGAUGAAUAUGUCCAUCAAAUACAAAAUGGCCACUCAUUUGGCAAACGUCUGCAAACAAGAGUUGGGCUAUAAGGCGGACAUCGGGUACCAGACAUUCCUCUACGGCAAUGAAUCCGAUAUAAGAAAA